This is a messenger RNA of Doryrhamphus excisus (bluestripe pipefish), 858 nucleotides long. RefSeq names its product RNA polymerase II, I and III subunit F (gene polr2f). The record is from RefSeq and is a predicted model, not a curated record. Gene Ontology annotation, biological process: transcription by RNA polymerase II; tRNA transcription by RNA polymerase III; transcription by RNA polymerase I. Lineage: Eukaryota; Metazoa; Chordata; Actinopteri; Syngnathiformes; Syngnathidae. Gene Ontology annotation, molecular function: DNA binding. Gene Ontology annotation, cellular component: RNA polymerase III complex; RNA polymerase I complex; nucleus.
UUUUCGACCCGGAAUGUUUUCUAGGGCACACAAACCGGACGUGGGGCUCACGCGGCCAUCGUCUCCGUGUAUGUUUACAACAAAACGAACUAAAAAGACAUAAAUAUAAUAAUAUUUCGCUGGAGGUAUUCUCAAAACCAGUGGUAGAGAAUGUCGGACAACGAAGACAACUUCGACGACGGAGAUUUUGAUGAUGCCGAAGAGGACGAGGGAUUAGAUGAUCUGGAAAACCCGGAAGACGAGGAUCAGGAGAAUGUACAAAUCCUACCAGCAGGGGAGGGCCAGCAAGCUAACCAGAAGAGGAUAACAACACAAUACAUGACAAAAUACGAGAGAGCCAGAGUUCUGGGAACUAGAGCUCUCCAGAUAGCGAUGUGUGCGCCAGUCAUGGUGGAACUGGAAGGAGAAACGGAUCCUUUACAAAUCGCUAUGAAGGAACUCAAGUGUGGGAAGAUCCCCAUCAUCAUCCGCAGGUACCUUCCGGACGGAAGCUAUGAAGACUGGGGCUGCGACGAGCUCAUCAUAAGCGAUUAAGUAAGACGUAAAGCCGCUGUUGCGCGGCCAAUGUUGUACCGACACACACACACACACACACACACACACACACACACUGCGAAGAAAGGUGUAGUCUUCAUUCUUCAAAAUCUGAACAUUGAAUCGAAAACCAACUUCACCCUUCUGUUGAGAUGUUGCGCAGCAGCCGCAUUACAAGACAACGCCACAAGAGGGCGAUGUAACGUUAAGUGACCCUUUAACAAAACAAGCCUGUGUUUUUCCAUUUGUUGUUUUGCUGGAGACAUGUGAUUAUUGUAAAAGAAAUGUUUUAUUGUUUUGAAUAAACUUUUGGAUUAAAUACCA